UGCAAUGGAAACGAAUCAUCUGUUGAGGAAUGUUCACAUCUUGGUUGGGGCAGUCAUAACUGUGGACAUUACGAAGACAUGGCUGUCAACUGUUUUCCACGAGAGGGUACAUCAUCAAUAUGUACACAAUUACCAACGACACAGAUCACAACAGAGACCACCACACCGAUGAUAAGCACGAGGGUUCGUCUUGUUGGGGGGAGCAGUCCUUAUGAGGGCAGAGUGGAGGUGUAUUACAGUGGAGCAUGGGGGACAAUUUGUGAUGACUAUCAUUUAUUUAAUGCUGGUGGAUCGAAUAACAGUUUCUCCAAAGUAAUAUGCCGAUCUUUAGGUUUCCCCUGGCAAACAUCUGUGAGCUAUUGUUGUGCACGUCAUGGACAAGGAACUGGUCCUAUCUGGCUAGAUGAUGUACAAUGUAGUGGAAAUGAAACAAAUAUUGAGGAAUGUGUACAUAUCGGCUGGGGCAACCAUAACUGUGGACAUCAAGAGGAUGUUUCUGUCGAUUGUCUACCAGAGAAGGAAAUUUCAACAUCCAUACCAACAGCAUAUGUCACAUCAGACACAACAACAACAGAGACGGCUACAACCGAACAGUGGAUGCCAUUCACUCCCAUUCGUCUCGUUAAUGGAAAUACCCCUUAUGAAGGGAGAGUGGAGGUAUAUCACAAUGGAGAAUGGGGAACUGUUUGUGACGACUCCUGGGAUACACCAGAUGCUACAGUGGUCUGUCGAUCGCUUGGAUUUUCUAUGAACAGUUCAACAGCUUUACGUAGUGCUUAUUUUGGUCAAGGAAACGGUUCUAUUUGGAUGGAUGAUGUUCGUUGUUCUGGAACAGAAACAAGAAUUGAGUACUGUAAUCAUUACGGCUGGGGAAGACAUAACUGUGGUCAUCAUGAAGAUGCAUCCGUCCGAUGCCUGGCAGGAUUAUUCAGUACAGUGCGGCUUGUGGGAGGGCAGACUCCAUACGAGGGUAGAGUAGAGAUAUAUCGUAAUGGUGUGUGGGGGACAGUUUGUGAUGAUGCUUGGGAUGAUUUGGAUAGCGUGGUGGUCUGUAGGUCUUUAGGAUAUCCAACACAAAAUGCUAGGAGCUUUCAAUCUGCUUUCUUCGGUCAAGGAUCAGGUCCUAUUAUGUUGGACAAUGUUAACUGCCGUGGAUCAGAAACCCAUAUAGAGGAGUGUCCACAUAAUGGAUGGCAAUCUCAUAAUUGCGUCCAUCAAGAAGAUGCUUCCGUCAGGUGUUCAGAGGAUAUCUCUACAUCCGUACCAACAGCACAUGUCACAACAGAAACAACUACCACACAGACGACUACAAUCGAACGGCUGAUGCCAUUCACUCCCAUUCGUCUUGUUAACGGAAACACCCCUUAUGAAGGAAGAGUGGAGGUUUAUCACAACAGAGAAUGGGGAACUGUUUGUGACGACUACUGGGGUUACCAAGAUGCUACAGUGGUUUGUCGAUCUCUCGGAUUUUCUGCAUCUGGUUCAACAGCAUUAGGUAGUGCAUCUUUUGGUCCGGGAAACGGUUCUAUUUGGAUGGAUGAUGUUGUUUGUGCUGGAACCGAGACAAGAAUUGAAUAUUGCAGUCAUAACGGAUGGGGAAGACAUAACUGUGGGCAUCAUGAAGAUGCAUCCGUCAGAUGCCAGACUGGAUUAUUCAGUCCAGUGCGGCUUGUGGGAGGACAGACUCCAUACGAGGGUAGAGUAGAGGUAUACCGUAAUGGUGUAUGGGGGACAGUUUGUGAUGAUUCUUGGGAUGAUUUGGAUGCCGUGGUGAUCUGUAGGUCGCUGGGAUAUCCAACACAAAACGCUAAGAGCUUUAAAUAUGCUUUCUUCGGUCAAGGAUCAGGUCCUAUUUUGUUAGACGAUGUAAACUGUCGUGGAUCAGAGACCAAUAUUGAGGAGUGUCCACAUAAUGGAUGGCAAUCUCAUAACUGUGGUCAUCAUGAAGAUGCCUCUGUUAGAUGUUCAGAGGAAGCACUGACAACAGCAGAUCCCCCCACAACAGAAAAUUUAACACAUGCACAAGAAACGGCUACAACGAUACAAACACCGAUUACACCCGUCCAAACAAAUGAGGGGACACGAACUCAAACAGCACCUUUCACAUCGAGAGCACCAACGACAAUGAUUAAAACAUCUGUUUCAACAGCAACCACAACACAAUCUGAAACAAUCACAGAAGACCCCAUAUCAACAAUCACAAGACAAAAUCUCCCAACACAAUCUCCAACAACGACCACCAUAUUCCCGACUGCAAGGGCAACACAUACACAAAAUCUAAAGACUACUACAACGACACAAGCUUCCACAACCACCACACAAGUUCCAACAACGACAACCACCACACAAGCUCCAACAGCUCCAACAACGACACAAGCUCCAACAAUCACAAGCACCACACAAGCUCCAACAACCACAACACGAGCUCCAACAAUGAUUGCUUCCACAACACAAUCACCAACAACGACGACGUUGACAGAGGCCCGAAUGACAACAACAAUGACAAAAGUGAGCGCUGUCAGCGGCGUUGAAAGGACAUCGGAAGAUGUUCGGAAAAAAUGGAGAAAUGUAUCUAGUGAUACUAAGAAGAAAUUGUCAAUGGCUCGGAGGGAAGCAAGGAAGACUGGCGGAGGAGUGUCAUCAGCGGAAGCGCUCACCAACACUGAGAUAAAGAUUGCUGAAACAAUGGGCCAAACCGCCGUUGAGGGAAUUCCCGGGGGAUAUGACACAGCUGCUUGCAGCACCCCUCAGUCUGUUGAUAUUGUCAACGAAGAAGACAGUGAAUUACAAGAUCAAAGUCAAAGUACAUCCAGCCAAUCAACUUGCAGUCACGGUGAAUGUAGUAGGGAAUCCUCAUCCAAUGGUAUCCACAAGAGCUCCAAAAGAAAGAGACCCUCAGCCUUUGAUGGAGAGCAGGAUCUUAUUGAAAUAGAAAAGGAGAGAUUAGAGAUAGAGAAGAAGAGGUUGGAGAUAGAUGAAGAAAGACUGAAGAUAGAGGAAAGAAGAUGCCAGUUAGAGGAAGAAAGAAAUAGAAGGGGAUUUCUCGAAGAUAAGGCCCUCUCUUUUACAUUUUGUAUGUAUCUAGACACUAGAGUUCGACUUGUCGGAGGAAAUUCUCCAUAUCAGGGUAGAUUGGAAGUGUAUUACAACGGAGUAUGGGGAACAGUUUGUGAUGAUUUUUACUCAUUUAAUUCUGAUGGAUCAAAGAACAGAUUCUCUGAAGUAGUAUGCCGAUCUUUAGGCUUCCCUUGGCAAACAUCUUUGAGCUAUUGCUGUGCACGUUAUGGACAAGGAACUGGCCCCAUUUGGCUAGAUGAUGUACGAUGUAGUGGAAAUGAAACAGAUAUCUCAGAGUGUGUACAUAUCGGUUGGGGCAACCAUAACUGUGGACAUUACGAGGACGUGUCUAUCAAUUGCUUACCAGAGGAGGAUACAGCAACAACAAGAUCAUCAACCACAACAGAAACUUUCACAACAGAGAGCGUUGUAAAUGAUACGCUUCCACCAAAGCUCGAAACACCAACAACAAGACAGUCGCCCACAAUAGAAACGUUUAUAACUGGGGGACUCACAACUGAAACAUCUAACAACAUUUUUAAUAUUCUGAAUAAAGAUUUGUCUGAUCUAAAAUACACUAAAAGAUUUAGAAAAACUGAUAAUUUUCAAAAUCUAAAACUAAAUCUGUUUGAUAUAAAGUCCAACCAAUACACAACAGUUCGACUAGUUGGUGGAAAUACUUCACAUGAGGGUAGAGUGGAGGUUUAUCAUAAUGGAGUAUGGGGGACAGUAUGUGAUGAUGACUAUAUACAUAAAGCUGAUGGGUCGAAAAACAGAUUUUCUGAAGUAGUCUGUCGAGCUUUAGGCUUUCCUUGGCGUACAUCUGUCAGCUAUUGUUGUGCACGUUAUGGUCACGGAUCAGGUCCUAUUUGGUUAGACAAUGUACGAUGUAGUGGAAAUGAAACAAAUAUCUUAGAAUGUCAACAUAAUGGUUGGGGCAUCCAUGACUGUCGACAUCACGAGGAUUUGUCUGUCAAUUGCUUACCAGAGCAAGACACAACAAUUCGACUGGUUGGUGGAAAUACUUCACAUGAGGGUAGAGUGGAGGUUUAUCAUAAUGGAGUAUGGGGGGCAGUUUGUGAUGAUUACUAUAUACAUAAUGCUGAUGGAUCGAAGAACAGAUUUUCUGAAGUAGUCUGUCGAGAUUUAGGCCUCCCGUGGCUAACAUCUGUAAGUUAUUGUUGUGCACGUUAUGGUCAAGGAACGGGUCCUAUCUGGCUAGAUGAUGUACGAUGUAGUGGAAAUGAAACAAAUAUCUCAGAGUGUACACAUAUCGGUUGGGGCAACCAUAACUGUGGACAUCACGAGGAUUUGUCUGUCAACUGUCUACCAGAAGAAGAUACAUCAACAACAAGAUUGUCAACUACAACAGAAACUUUCACAGCUGAGAGACUUGUAAAUGAUACGCUUCCACCAAAACAAGAAACCUCAACAACAUUACAGUCGCCCACAAUAGAAACUUCCACAACUGGGAGACUUACCAAUGAAACAUCUAUGUCAAACACUACAGUUCGACUGGUUGGUGGUAAUACUUCGCAUGAGGGUAGAGUGGAGGUUUAUCAUAAUGGAGUAUGGGGGACAGUAUGUGAUGAUUACUAUAUACAUAAUGUUGAUGGAUCGAAGAACAGAUUCUCUGAAGUAGUUUGUCGAGUUUUAGGCUUUCCUUGGCAUACAUCUGUGAGCUAUUGUUGUGCACGUUAUGGUCAAGGAUCAGGUCCUAUUUGGCUAGAUGAUGUACGAUGUAGUGGAAAUGAAACAAAUAUCUCAGAGUGUGUACAUAUCGGUUGGGGCAAUCAUAACUGUCGACAUUACGAGGAUGUGUCUGUCAACUGCUUACCAGAGCAAGAGCUCGAGUCAUCAACAACAAGACAGCCACCUACAACAGAAACUUCCACAACUCGGAGACUUACAAAUGAAACGUUUAUGCCAAACACUACAGUUCGACUGGUUGAUGGCAAUACUCCAUAUCAGGGUAGAGUGGAGAUUUAUCAUAAUGGAGUAUGGGGAACAGUUUGUGAUGAUUACCAUUUACAAAAUGCGGAUGGAUCGAAGAACAGAUUCUCUGAAGUAGUCUGCCGAUUUUUAGGCUAUCCUUGGCGUACAUCUGUCAGUUAUUGUUGUAAACGAUAUGGUAAAGGAGUAGGUCCUAUUUGGCUUGACAGUGUACAAUGUAGUGGAAAUGAAACAAAUAUCUUGGAAUGUCAACAUAAUGGUUGGGGUAACCAUGACUGUCAACAUUACGAGGAUAUAUCUGUCAAUUGCUUACCAGAGGAAGAAACAACAACAUUAAGAGCAUCUUUUACAACAGAAAUGUCCCCUGUUGAAGAAGUCACGACUGAUACCUUAAUACCAAACACUACAGUUCGACUGGUUGGUGGAAAUACUUCACAUGAGGGUAGAGUGGAGGUGUAUCAUAAUGGAGUAUGGGGGACAGUUUGUACUGAUUUUUAUUCAUUUAAUGCUGAUGGAUCGAGAAACAGAUUCUCUGAAGUACUCUGCCGAGUUUUAGGCUUUCCCUGGCAAACACCUUUGAGCUAUUGUUGUACACCUUACGGUCGAGGAACUGGUCCUAUUUGGCUAAACAAAGUACAAUGUAGUGGAAAUGAAACAAAUAUCUCAGAGUGUAUACAUGCUGGCUGGGGCAGCCAUGGUUGUGGACAUCACGAGGACUUAUCUGUCAACUGUCUACCAGAGGAGGUCACUCCUAUUCGUCUUGUUGGUGGAGAAACGCCAUACGAAGGAAGAGUAGAGGUUUAUCACAACGGAGAAUGGGGGACUAUUUGUGACGACUUCUGGGAUAACCUGGAUGCUACAGUGGUCUGUCGAUCCCUUGGAUUUUCAGCAAAUGGCUCGAUGGCACUUGAAAGGGCAUAUUUUGGUGAGGGUAACGGCUCUAUUUGGAUGGAUGAUGUUUAUUGCUCUGGAAACGAGUCAAGAAUUGAACAUUGCCGUCAUAUCGGAUGGGGACAACAAAAUUGUCGCCAUUACGAAGAUGCGUCCGUCCGAUGCCAAGCUGGAUCUUUCAGUCCAGUGCGGCUUGUGGGAGGACAGACUCCAUACGAGGGUAGAGUAGAGAUAUACCGUAAUGGUGUAUGGGGGACAGUUUGUGAUGAUUCUUGGGAUGAUUUGGAUAGCAUGGUGGUCUGUAGGUCUCUAGGAUAUCCAACAGAGGACGCUAGAAGCUUUCAGUCUGCUUUCUUCGGUCAAGGAUCAGGUCCUAUUCUGUUAGACAAUGUUAACUGCCGUGGAUCAGAAACCCAUAUUGAAGAGUGUUCACAUAAUGGAUGGCAAUCUCAUAAUUGUGUCCAUCAAGAAGACGCCUCCGUCAGGUGUUUAGAGGGUCCUACUUCGAAAAACACACCACAAGCUCAAUCAGUAACAACCACAACACAAUCCCAAACACCCGAAAUCACAGCAAAAGCUCCAUCAAUGACAACUACAACACAAGCUGCAGCACAAACAACAACAACAGACGCUAGAGCAACAACAACCAGAACACAAGCUCCAACAACAACGCCUGCUGCGACUACAUCAUCAACAACAACACAAGCACCAUUGACCCCAACACCGCAAGCUCCAACAACGACAACCACGACAAAGGCUCCAACAACGACAAUUGUGAAACAAGCUCCGACAACCAGGACACAAGCUUCAACAUUGACAACAACGACACAAACUUCAAAAACGACACCAGCUGCUACAACGACACAAGCUCAAAGAACGACGACCACGACACAAGCUCCGACAACGACACAAGCUCCUACAACAACAACCACCACUCAAGUUCCAACAAUGACAACUACCACACAAGCUCCAACAACGAUAAAAGCACCAACAACGACAGAAGCUUUUUCAACGAAAAUCACCACACAAACUUCAACCAAAACACAAGCUCCGACACCAACAACAACCACACAAGCUGCAACAACGACAACAACUACACAAGCUCAAACCACGACACAAGCUCCAAAAACGACAACCACGACACAAACUCCAAUAACAACAACCAAAACACAAGCUCAAACAACAACAAUCACGACACAAGCUCCAUCAACGACAACAACUACACAGGCUCCAACCACGAGACAAGCUCCAACAACGACAACCAUGAUACAAGCUCCAACCACGACAGCACUUCCUACAUCGACACAAGCUCCAAUAACAACAACUAUCAUUCAAGCUCCAAAAACGACAAUCACCACACAAGCUCCAACAACGACACAAGUUCCAACAAUGACAACCAUCACACAAGCUCCAACCAAGACACCAUCCCCUACAACAAAACAAGCUCCAACAACGACAACCACGACACCAGCUCCAUUAACGACAACCACCAAACAAGCUCCAACUACAACAACAUCCACACAAGCUCCAACAACGACAACCACCACACAAGCUCCAACAACGACAACCACCACACAGUCUCCUACAACGACAACCACAACACAAGCUCCAACAACGACAACCACCACACAGGCUCCGAUUACAACAACCACCACACAGCCUCCUACAACGACAACCACAACACAAGCUCCGAUUACAACAACCACCACACAGCCUCCUACAACGACAACCACCACACACGCUCCGACUACAACAACCACCACACAUGCUCCUACAACGACAACCACCACACAGGCUCCGACUACAACAACCACCACACAAGCUCCUACAACGACAACCACCACACAGGCUCCGACUACAACGACGCAAGCUCCUACAACGACAACCACCACACACGCUCCGACAACAACAACCACCACACAGGCUCCUACAACGACAACCACCACACACGCUCCGACUACAACAACCACCACACAGGCUCCUACAAUGACAACCACCACACAGGCUCCUACAACGACAACCACCACACAGGCUCCGACUACAACGACACAAGCUCCUACAACGACAACCACCACACAAGCUCCGACUUCAACAACUACCACACAAGCUCCUACAACGACAACCACCACACAGGCUCCGACUACAACGACACAAGCUCCUACAACGACAACCACCACACAAGCUCCGACUUCAACAACUACCACACAAGCUCCUACAACGACAACCACCACACAGGCUCCGACUACAACGACACAAGCUCCUACAACGACAACCACCACACAAGCUCCAACUUCAACAACCACCACACAGGCUCCUACAACGACAACCACCACACAAGCUCCGACUACAACAACUACCACACAAGCUCCUACAACGACAACCACCACACAGGCUCCGACUACAACGACACAAGCUCCUACAUCGACAACCAUCACACAAGCUCCGACUUCAACAAUUACCACACAAGCUCCUACAACGACAACCACCACACAGGCUCCGACUACAACGACACAAGCUCAUACAACGACAACCACCACACAGGCUUCAACAAUGACAACCACCACACAAGCUCCGACUACAACGACACAAGCUCCUACAACGACAACCCCCACACAAGCUCCAACAACCACAACCACCUCACCGGCUCCGACUACAACAACCACCACUCAAGCUACAACAACGAUUUCUUCAUACCAAUCACUAGAGAGUUUUACGUUUGGCGAGGAAGUAUCAGAUUCAAGUUUGAGAGGAGAUGAUGUAACAAGUCCAGCUUUGAAUGUUCCAACACAUAUUUACAUUGGGGAUAGAACAGAAGGAACUUUUGACACCGUUUAUGUAUGA
This is a messenger RNA of Saccostrea cuccullata (small rock oyster), 8742 nucleotides long. RefSeq names its product deleted in malignant brain tumors 1 protein-like. The coding region runs from base 79 to 8742 and encodes 2887 amino acids. NCBI's taxonomy places the organism in Eukaryota, Metazoa, Mollusca, Bivalvia, Ostreida, Ostreidae. The record is from RefSeq and is a predicted model, not a curated record. Gene Ontology annotation, cellular component: membrane. The transcript has 42 exons.